AUGGCCACGGACAAGGAGGCCUUCCGUGUCCCGGCGCCGCCGCCGCCCCUCCUGAAGCCUCCGCCCCGAACGGGCAGCGCUGAGCUGCUUCAGCGGCCCCGCAACGGCUUCCAGCAGCCGCACCCGAGGGCCCCCGGCGGGGGGAAGAGGCGCAACAGCUGCAACGUCGGAGCUGGUGGUGGAGGAGGAGGAGGAGCGGGCGGCGGCGGGGGGUUCAAGCACCCUGCCUUCAAGCGCCGGCGCCGCAUCAACUCCGACUGCGACCCGGUCCUGCCCUCCGAGUUCCUGCUGGGGGGCAACAUUUUCGAUCCGCUCAACCUCAACAGCCUCCUGGACGAGGAGGUCAACCAGGCGCUCAACGCGGAGACCCCCAAGUCCUCCCCCCUUCCCGCCAAAGGCAGGGAUCCUGUGGAGAUUCUCAUCCCCAAGGACAUCACGGACCCCUUGAGCCUCAACAACGCUCAAGAGGACCCCCCGGUGCUGGCCUCCUCCCUCAAGACCGGGCGGAAGCGCCACCGCCACCGGGGUGCUCAGCGCGGGGCCAGCGUGGAGGGGGCAGCCAAGCCUGCACCUGGGGGUCCUGCUGUGUCUGCUUCGGGCCCCUCUUGCCCAAAGGCUUGCAAUGGGGCCACCCCGCAACCCUAUGAACUUAACACAGCCAUCAACUGCAGGGAUGAGGUGGUGUCUCCCCUCCUGCCUGCGGCAGGGGAAACCCAGCAAAGCCAGCAGGCCUCGGGGGAUGGGGGCGUCACCCCCUCUUGUGCUUCCGUGGCCUCUUCCGCAAGCGCUGGGAGCCGUCACCACCGCAAACGGCGCAGGACUUGUAGCAAAUCAGAAGGGUCAGGGGCCAAGCCACCGGGCGGUGGGGCUUCCAGUGACCCGCCUUGCAGAGCCAGCCCAGAGCGGGGGCGCAGCUUGCCCCGGUGCCGCAACCUCCAGGCGUCUUCCGCCCAGCAUCCCCGGCGGCAGCCCCGGCACAAGUUCCAGUACGGCAACUACUGCAAAUACUACGGCUACCGCAACCCCGACUGCGAGGACAUCCGGUUGCGGGUGAUGAAGCCAGAGUGGUUCCAAGGGAAAGAGGUGCUGGACGUGGGCUGCAAUGUGGGACACCUCACCUUGAGCGUGGCCAAGAAGUGGGGGCCGGCCAGAAUGGUGGGUUUGGACAUCGAUGGGGCCCUCAUCCACUCGGCCCGCCAGAACAUCCGGCACUACCUCUCUGAGGAGAUGCAGCAGCAGCAGCAGGACGGCGAGGGCAAGGGGGCCACCCGUGCCAAGAAGACCUUCCCGGCCUCUCUCAUGGCCAGCCGGGGCCCCAUUGCUGCACCCAGAGUGCCCCAGGAGGGGGUGGACGCCACUGUCUUCCCCAACAAUGUGAUUUUUGUCAAGGGCAACUACAUCCUGGAGCGCGACGAGCUGCUGGAGGCUCAAAAGCCAGAAUACGACGUGAUCCUCUGCCUCAGCCUCACCAAGUGGGUCCACCUCAACUGGGGCGACGAGGGGCUGAAGCGCCUGUUCCGGCGCCUCUAUCGCCACCUGAGGCCGGGAGGCAUCCUGGUCCUUGAGCCCCAGGCCUGGUCGUCGUACAAGAAGAGGAAGAAUCUGACGGAAACGAUAUCCCGGCAUUAUCACCGAAUCAAGCUGAAACCAGACCAGUUUCCCUCCUACCUGACUUCAUCUGAAGUUGGAUUCUCCAGUUAUGAACUGGUUGCCAUGCCGAGGAAUACGUCAAAAGGAUUCCAGCGCCCCAUCUAUCUCUUCCACAAAGCCUGCCCCGGAGGCCGCUGAGGAACUCUGCUGCAGCAGGAGCGCCAGCCUCUCCUCCUUUGAUUUGCCCAGGCUGGGGGGUGAGGGGCCGGCGGGCCCCGGCAGCUGAAUGUUGGACACUUCAAGAGGGGGACAGGAGCCUUUCAGAAACUCCAGGUGGGGGCUGAGCUGACUGUUGCCGCUCUCCUGGACGAGGGGCCGCCCUGCGAGCUCCUCUAAUUGGCUGCAGCCAGAAGUAUCUGGAGACUGGGGGUUAAUGGGAACGAGCAGCGCAUUGGGAAUUGCUCAAAGCCGAAUGCGAAGUAUUGCUGGGAAGAAAUGGGGAAGGAAACAGUUCACUCCAUGGGCGCUGGGUGAGAACAGGUGUGGUGGCGGGGGGGGGGGGUAUGGGUCCCGUUUUUUUGGUUUUUUUUUUGGCAACCCAAGCCUGUAUCAAGGUGGCUUCCCUCUCCCAGUUUCCUACUGAAUUGCUAGCAGGUGGAAAGCCAGAAUCCCUCCCUCUCAAAGCCUUUUUCAUCUCUGUCCACGAGCACAGGAAGCAGUAAGAGCAUCGUGCAUUAGCAGAGCCGACCUGGAAGGAAAUGGCCCCUGGCUUGGGCUAUAGACCUCUUUGUCACAGGAGUGGAUCUGUGGCCAGCGGGGGGGGGGGGGUUGCUAGCACAAGCCAGGUAACCUCCUCUUUCAAAGCAGGCCUGCUGACAUAUUUUCCUUGCCAGUGUGUUGGCUGUUGGCUGGCAACCCCCUCCCCAUUUCUGCAAAAGGAAGGAGAUCUCCGCAUCUGUCGAGAGAAGCAGCAAAGACUUGGUCCCUCUGUCUCGCACGUGUCGGGGGCCCAGAAGACUUCACAUUGGCAGCCAGCGGAGAGGAGCUGUGUGUGUGCAGACUGAGGUGGGGGCCAGCCAAAUGAACUACUUCUCUCUGCUGUUAGAGAGAAGGAAAAAAAGAAUGCUCUGCCCUUCCCUCUCCCAGCCCCCUACCCCAUAUAGGUGUGUGUGCACGUGCACACACAUGUUACAACAUUAGUUGCUGGUAAGCGCCUCCUUUACAGGCAGCAGCCCAUUGAUUUGACUUUUAAGAGGCAACCACCCACCUGGAAAGCAAAGCAUGGAUGAUGACGAUGUGCCUUUCGGCACCCAGCCAGCCAAGGGCUGAGUUGUUUUUUUUUUUUUUUUUUUU
Messenger RNA from Pogona vitticeps (central bearded dragon), 2943 nucleotides. Lineage: Eukaryota; Metazoa; Chordata; Lepidosauria; Squamata; Agamidae. The record is from RefSeq and is a predicted model, not a curated record.